Molecule: messenger RNA, 3195 nt
Organism: Pangasianodon hypophthalmus (striped catfish)
Lineage: Eukaryota; Metazoa; Chordata; Actinopteri; Siluriformes; Pangasiidae
Gene: slc10a2
Product: solute carrier family 10 member 2
Exons: 6
Coding region: 813-1910 (365 amino acids)
Biological process (GO): bile acid and bile salt transport
Cellular component (GO): apical plasma membrane
Molecular function (GO): bile acid:sodium symporter activity
Source: RefSeq, a predicted model, not a curated record
AUGUACUUCGUGGACAAAAAUCCACUGUUGAACUUUGAGUCUUCUGUGUUCAGCUCAUUUUCAGCUAUUCAGUUUAGGUUUUUAAACUUUAACUUUAGGCCCAGUGUGUGUGUUAAAGUCUGAGAGGCAUGCAAAGUAAUUCUCAUUCCCGUAUCUGUAAUACAGCCUCUUAUGUGAGUUUUACAACAUAUGCCCUCUUCUUUUACUAUCAUCUUUCCACUCUGACGCACGUCUCAUGAGUCUCAUAGCAGCCAUGAUCCUUCCCAAUAUGUUGUGAUGAUGGUGCUGAUGAUGAUGGUAGUGGUGGUAUGUAGGCCUUUGAAAGGCACAAUAAAAUUUACAUGCCAUAACGUUAUAAAAGAACAAGGUGGUGGAUUUAUUGUCCCUGAAGCUGAACAAUUACAUUUUUUCCUGCUUUAUAAGUGUAUUCUUUUAUAAGCGUAUUUGGACAAUGACCCCAUAAAACAUUUGGCACAAGUUAAUUUUUCAUGGCUUUGCCCAUUUUUAUUUGUUCUGGAAAGGUUUUAAAGGGCACUAAGCCUGUGGAGAGUCUCUGUGUGCCUUGUCACUCUUGUGUCAGGCAGCAGGAAGGAGGGAACUCUUGAGAAAGAAAGAGCAAAAGAUCCAAAGAUCAGCAGGACCCUUUCCAAAAUCUUCUCUUCUUUCUUCGUCUUCUUAACCCAUCAGAUUUUGGAAUCUACAACCUUUAACCACAACCAUCACUGAUUUUACCUUGUUUGCAGUUUUUUUCUGUGUUUUUAUACUUAUUUUCUUACUUAUUAAUUUCUGCCACUACUAAGACUGGAUUCAUCAUGUCCACACUGAACUGCAGUGUCAAUGCUACCGUGUGCUCUGGCACAUCAUGCCUGGUGCCAGAGAGUAACUUUAACAUUAUCCUCAGCACGGUCUUAAGCACUGUGCUCACUGUCAUGCUGGCCAUGGUCAUGUUUGCCAUGGGCUGCACGGUGGAUGUGCACAAGCUCUGGGGGCACAUCCGCCGGCCAUGGGGUAUCUUCAUUGGCUUUCUCUGCCAGUUUGGCAUCAUGCCCUUCACCGCAUUCGCCUUCUCACUAGCCUUCCAGGUGCUUCCCGUACAGGCUGUGGUCAUCUUAAUCAUGGGCUGCUGUCCUGGAGGCACCAACUCCAAUGUCAUCACCUACUGGCUGGAUGGAGACAUGGAUCUUAGUAUCAGCAUGACAACAUGUUCAUCCAUCCUGGCGCUUGGGAUGAUGCCCCUUUGUCUGCUCAUCUACACCUCAGUCUGGAUCUCAGCUGAUACCAUUCAGAUUCCUUAUGACAGCAUAGGCAUUACGCUGGUGAGUCUGCUUGUGCCUGUCACUUUGGGAAUGUUUGUCAAACACCGCUGGCCCAAGGUGGCGAAAAAGAUCCUGAAGUUUGGCUCUGUUGUGGGCAUCCUUCUGAUUAUCAUCAUUGCUAUAGUGGGUGGAGUGCUCUACCAGUCCUCAUGGACAAUCGCUCCUUCUCUAUGGAUAAUUGGAGCAAUCUACCCACUAGUCGGCUUUGGCCUGGGCUUUCUGCUGGCUCGAUUUGUGGGGCAGCCGUGGUACAGAUGUCGCACUAUUGCGCUGGAGACAGGCUUCCAGAACUCACAGCUGUGCAGCACAAUUGUUCAAUUGUCCUUUGCUCCAGAGGAACUGGAGGUCAUGUUCUCCUUCCCCUUAAUCUACAGUAUCUUCCAGCUCGUUGUGGCCGUGCUGUCAAUUGGUGGUUACCAGCUGUACAAGAGGUACUUUAGGCGAACAUUGCCUGAGGAGGAUAGCGAGAGAGCUGAUGGAGCUGCUGACACUGCCUCUUGUAAAGCCAAGCAGGACUAUGCUUUGGGCAAUGGAGGAUUUCAGAGUGAUGAGAAUGGGAAUACUGAAGACAAGAGAACAGUCACUCAUCUGUGAGGUGGCAUCAGGUUCUAUCUCCAUAUGAACUGCCUUCUGCUGGCAGAAGGGUAUUUACUGCCAGCACUGUUUUGCCCCUGGCUGGUGGAAUGAGCUACCUGUCCAGACACUAUUAUUUAUUAGUGUUCUCUGGAUAAAGUAGUUUGGUGGCAGGUAGCAGGGAAACCUGAAUGUAUUAGUGUGUCAGUAAAAAGACUUCUCUUACAGCAUUUGCUUUAUGAGUAAUGUGCAUUUAAAAACACCAGUGUCAGGUCAGUGUGUAUUGAAUUUGCACAUUGUUCUUAUAACUGAAUCACACAUCUUCUUAACAGCCUCACUGCUCAGCAUACACUAUUUCAUAAACUGAUUUUUUCCAGUUAAAACAAAAACAAAACAUUUAUAUAUGAUCAUAUACUAAUUUAUACAGACACACUGAUGUGACUAACUUUUUUUUUUAAAGGAAUAGGCCCAAAUGAGUGUACUGUAGCCACAAACUAAACACUUGUGGGCACGAAUUGUGUAACUUGAGCACAAGACUGAAUAUGUUGUAAGACAUUUAUUUUUAAGAUGUGGCCUCAAUUUAAUUAUUUGGUGGGAAUUGGCAAAAAAGUUUGUUCAUUUUGAGAAUUUGUCUUAACUUUUGUGGCUCAAGUUUAGAAGCAAAAGUUCCUGAAUUUUCACCACGGUGAGAUCAUAUGACUGUGCAGCAAUGUUUUAGAUAUUCUGUUCAUAUAUAUGUUUGAUACCAGUGUUCAGUGUUUUCAGCCUUUUUUUUUCCCUCUAACUGUGUAUGAAAGAAUAAGUAAAAUUAUUUUUGUUGAAAGAUUGUGCCUAUUGGUACUUGCAUAUGAUAUUGUCAUAUGAGCUGGACCUAAAACUGCAAACAGUGUUUUAAUUUAACAAUGUAAUUUGUAUUUAAAUGAAGGUUUUAUGCAAGUAAAUAACAAAUGGUAAGCUUAAAUUUUAAUUUCAUUUCAAGAAAUAUUUUUAAUAACACUUAUCAUUUUGAAACAGCAAAAUAUUAUUUCAUAUAAUUUUUAUAUAUUAUAAAUUUGGCAAAAACUGAGAUGUCAUUACUUGACAAAAGAAAAAAAUAUGUUGUAUAAAAAAACUGUAAUAUUACUGUGACGGUAUUAUAAAUAUGAUCUCAAUUGUAGUGAUGUAAAUAUAUUAAAUAGUAAGUGAAUAAUUUUAGCCAUUUAAAUGUGUAAACAAUUGACUAGACUCUAAUUAAUUGUGUUGUUUUUUGUGAGCUGGGAUAAAUUAUAUCAUGUGCAAAUAAAUUUGUGUUCUUUUGUCCUUGGUA